Messenger RNA from Solea senegalensis (Senegalese sole), 2364 nucleotides. Its product is annotated as dynein regulatory complex protein 9-like. The record is from RefSeq and is a predicted model, not a curated record. The transcript is spliced from 10 exons. Bases 116 to 1072 code for a protein of 318 amino acids. Gene Ontology annotation, biological process: cilium organization. Gene Ontology annotation, molecular function: protein binding. Lineage: Eukaryota; Metazoa; Chordata; Actinopteri; Pleuronectiformes; Soleidae. Gene Ontology annotation, cellular component: cytoplasm; motile cilium.
CCAUGGAGACAGCUAGGUCAAACUUUCGGCGACUAUGACUGAAUAGUUUUCUCUUGGAGAAUUAACUCUUCUUCUUCUUUCAACCCAGUUGUUAUUGUUGUGGGCAGAAGUCAAGAUGUCUUUGUCUAAGAUUCAGAGCCUCAGACUGGCAGCUGUACUGGAGGACUGUUCAGACCAGCUGGACAUACUGGGACACACUCUAAGAGUCCCAGCCGGCAGAGAACAAGGCACCGCAGCAGUUCAGGAGAGAGCCCGACUGACCAAGCUGAGGAGAGACUGUCAGUACACGCAGCAGGUGGUUUACAAGCUGCACGUGGAGCUUGAGCAGAGGCAGAGUUUCACCUCGUUGCUGCUGCAGGAGGAGCUGGAGGAGACGAGGAGGAGAGGAAGAGAGGAGGAGCAGAGGAAGAAAGAAGAAACGAUACAAAGGGAGGAAGAGAGGGAGCUGGAGCAGCGAAAACAACACCUACAGAGACAACAAGAAGAGCUCCAAGAGAGCACCAAGAAAUUGAAGGUCUUGGAGGACUUGUACCGACAGCAGUCAUUAGAGGCAGAUUACACAAAGAUCAUGGAGAAAUACACUGAGCUGCAGCUCCAACAGACACAGAAGGACAUGAACCGGGCUGAGGAGCAUCUAGAGGAGCAGCUGAGGCUGCUGCAGAAACAGCUGGACGAGGAGGCCAGAGUUCACAAGGAGUCAGAGAAAUUCCUGCAGAAUCAGCACGAGCACUUGCAGCAGGAGCUGCUGCAGUCGCAGCAGCGCACAAAGCUGAUGCUGCAAGAGAAGGAGGAGCAGCUGAACAGUGUGCGCCGCAGAAGAACAGUGAAUAUGGACAAACUGUCAGAGAUGAGGAGGAAGUUUGCAGAGAUGGAGCAGGUGGUGAUGGAGGACAGGGAGGAGCAGGAAAAACUGAACCAAAAGCAGGCGGAGGCUGGAGCUGCUACCAUGCUGCAGGCCUGGUGGAGAGGCUGCAUGGUCCGUAAAGGCCUUGGGAGUUUUGAAAAAGCAGAGAAGACAAAGAAAGGCAAGAAGAGCAAGGAAGGAAAGAAGAAGAAGAAGAAGAAGAAAUAAUGAGGCUUUUUGCUCACACAACUUCUUAUAAUUUAAACUUGUUUUAAUUAAAAUUUCAAACAUUUAAAUAGUUACAAAAGCAUACAAAAACGAAUCUUUUCUAAUAAUUCAGAAACAAUCAAGAAAACAAUCAACACAAGUUUUUCAUUAUAUUCCUUCAUGAAUUUUCACCAUCCUAUGACAACAGACACAAUGGUAGCAUAUCGAUCUGUGUGCAGUAUAACCUGAACUCAAAAAGGUAAAACACAUGUUUCAUAAGAUACUUAUAAAUAAUACAAAACAUAAUAAUAAAAAGCAAUGAAAAGGAAUUCAGACAAUAAAAACUACUAAGUAGUUUACUGUAAAAUGACCAUUGGCCAUACUUAAACACCUUUAUCUUUACUUGAUGAGGAUUUCAGUCACAGAUGCACAGUAUUUCAGUCCUGCUGAUCUGCACAUUUACACAGUUUACAAUCCAUGCAUUCUACAGCCACUAACUACAUUACACACAGAUCAAAUACUUACAAACAGAUGAGUCACUACAACGUGGUCACAGCUUUGUGGGAAAUUUUCCCCACUACUCCCAAGUUAAUGUCCUCAUCAUGUCUGACGCAGGAGCAAAAGAUCUGGCAUUACAAAACACGGAGGGACUUGUUUUACAAAAGAAAAAAAGCUUGGUGAGCUGACACUGGUUAAAAAAACAACAACAACAACAACUGAAAUGACCUCUGGCCAUGUUUUCCACAUUAGUCAUGAUGCAUGGUGAGGUUCUGUAGCUGCUCUUGAGUCAUUUCAAACCACAGCAAAGAUGGCCCUAUAAACCAAUACACUGGUGUCACUUCAAAUGAUAAGCCACUUAUCUGUUCACAGAAAAUCUAUCAGCAGUACAAUUUCUUCAGCUUUUUACUGCUGUCCAAGAUUUUAUAGACACAUUAGAGGUCAAUAAGGUAUAAGGAAAACAGUUGUCAGUAGUCAGUGGUUAGAAAAUAAACAACUACACAAAAAAAGGGUCAGGAGAAUAACUCAUGAUGUUUCCCCUCAUAAUGAGUCUUUUAUCUUCACAAACAUCCCAUGUUUUCAGAUAGUGAAGUGUGCGUUCUUGUAUGUGUAGCUUUGUGGAGACCAAAAGAAACGUUUAAACCAUAGGGAGUGAAGACAUGUUGGGUUAAGGAUAUAGUUUUAUAGGGAACGCAUUAGGUCUAUAAGGGUCCUCACUACGACUGCCGUGCAAAAAUCAAGUCUCCAUGACUUAAAAUCCUGCUUUUUAAGGUGAAGACAUGUUUUAAGAUAAGGAUGAGGUUAAGGGUUAGGAU